GCAACUGACAGUUAAAGCGCACAGUACCUAGGUAGCUUGACCAAUCAGGGCUUUUUUUGAGUGUGUAUCACCAUGCCAUUAAAUGCCAUUAUUUCCCGAGGUCGCCUUCUAUUUCGAAAAAACAAAAAAACAAAAAAAAGCUAUCACCGCCCAUCUUCUUUACUCGGUAAAAUAAUCCUUCAUUUUAGAAUCGCCCCUCUUUUGCGAAUCAAAUAACCAAAGCUAGAAGAUCGAUUCCUCUCCAAUAAUUUCGAGGUCGGCAAUACUUAUGAGUUUACGAAUUUGACGAAAGCGAUGAGUGGUAAUCUAAAAGGCAAGGGCAAGGGCCGCCGCGGACGGAAUCAGGACGAAGAUUCCACCGUAUCACCUCCGCCUUCCGGAGCCCCGGGAUAUAUGACCGUCGGGAACGGUUCCUCCCAGUAUGCUUCACGACUACAAUCACUUAUAGACGACGACUCUGGCUAUGGCGGUAGUAUCGCGGGAGACGAUAUCGGUUCGUCUAGGCGACAAGUUGGGUCUCCACGAACUGGCCCCUCCUUCUCGGGCGACAUGCCGCUACAACGUCGUUCUUCUGGGAGUCCGGACUCUGAACACCGAAAGGAGGCAGCAGCUAUUCACCAAAUGUGGUAUAACCAGCAUCGCUCAUCUUUAAAUCGCGCUAUCAGUAAAGUUGUCGAACUCCUUAAAACUCUCCAAGAGACAAACAUCACAUGGCCUGCGCAUUAUCCUUCCGUUCAGCGAGCCGAAAGGGCGUCUCCCGACCGGUCCGUUCCUCGUCCGGGAAUACGACACACCUCUACUAUGGGCCCGGAGCCCUCUUCGCGCCGCUCACGACCGUUGCGACGAUCGAUGACGGCGACAGAUGAGUACGACACUGCAGAAUCCAGUAGGGACGCUGGGAACAAGAGCAUAGCAGAAAUGCCGAGAUUGGUUUCGCCGCAGAUUGCCAGGGAGUUUUCCAUUCUGAAGCUGGACCUCAAGUUAGGCGGCUUACACCAGACUGAGCUUGUUCAUUCCCUUGAGAAAGGAUCCAUUGCCGCAUUGCUGGAUGGAAAGAUCAGCUCUAGCAUCAAACAUCUGCAGCUACUACGUGAGAGAAUCGAGGAUACAUCUAGCAAGGUUUUGGUAACUGGAGACCUUAACGCCGGAAAGUCCACCUUCUGCAAUGCGUUACUGCGCCGAAAGGUCCUCCCAGAAGACCAACAGCCGUGCACUAGCAUUUUCUGUGAAGUCUUGGAUGCAAGGGAGAACGCUGGGAUCGAAGAGGUUCACGCCGUCCAUCAAGAUGAGAUUUACAACCGACACGACGAAUCGACUUAUGACGUUUUCCCCUUAAGCGACUUGGAGGAGAUUGUUCUCGACAAUGUCAAUUACAUGCAGUGUAAAGUUUACAUCAAGGAUGUGCGAACGAUUGACGAAUCCCUACUCAAUAACGGCGUUGUCGAUAUUGCUUUGAUCGAUGCGCCGGGUCUCAAUUUCGACACUACUAAGACGACGGCUGUAUUUGCUCGUCAAGAAGAGAUUGACGUAGUUGUUUUCGUUGUCUCCGCCGCAAAUCAUUUUACCCAGUCUGCAAAAGAGUUCAUCCAUGCUGCCGCGGCGGAGAAAGCAUAUAUCUUCAUGGUAGUCAACGGUUACGAUCUCAUCCGAGACAAAGAGCGAUGCCAGAAGAUGAUUUUGGAUCAGGUAUACGGUCUAAGCCCCCGUACAUUCAAGGAGUCUACCGAACUGGUGCACUUCGUAUCCAGUAAUGCUAUCCCUACGAUUUCACCUCCUGGCGGUCUGGAUGGAGGAGGUAGUGGCAGCUCGAGCGGUGGUGGUGGUGACGACCCUGAUUAUGACCCUAAAGGAAAAGGCAAAGAUAAGGAAAAGGUUCGGGACUUCGAGAAGCUUGAACAGUCCCUAAGGCGGUUCGUCUUGGAAAAGCGAGCACGGUCCAAGCUUGCGCCUGCUAGGACUUACCUUCUCAACAUCCUCAAUGAUGUCAACGUCCUUGCUACUGUCAAUGCCGAGAUGGCUACAUCCGAACUCGAGCGGGUGAUGAGCGAAUUGGAUGAGAUUGAGCCCCAGCUAGAAGCUUCAAGGAAAGCAAAAGCUGAAGUGAGCGAACAAGUGGACCAGACCAUCGAAGAGACAUGCAAAGAUAUUUACGAUCACACCCGAAGCACUCUCAACUCAGCUAUUGCUCAAGCUGGUGAAGGUAAUUCUGGUGUACCUUACCCAGGUUUAUUCCACGUUUUCGAUUACGCCGAAGACUUGAAAGAAGCAAUGCUGUCUCAGAUUUCAGAGUCAGUUGCGGCUUGUGAGGAGUAUGCGCGGACGAAGACUGUUGGUGGCGUAAACAUGAUCAAGCAGCUUGGCAUUAUGCACCUUGGCAAUGAAUAUCACGAUCUUAACUUCCGCUCAGACGUUAUGUUCCGAAGAAGACGUGACGCCUUGGCCAAACAAGUCGACGUGCCUACCGAGGUAUGGGACUUCGUCGACUGGUCUACUCUUAUGCAACGUCAAGAGAAAUUGGCUGGUACUGGAAUGGCUUUAACUGUUGCCACUGCCAUCGGUGGACGGCUAGUUGGCGGUAUGGGAUGGAUGGACCAUACCCUAAAUAUAGUGAAGAUUGUUGGAAAUGACAAUCUUCGAAGAAUGAUUGUCCCUGGUUUGGUCCUAGCAGUCGUCUCAGCUGCAGCUUACGUUGUGCAGCAAAUACCGCAUUCACUACCUCACCGCCUGUCUGAAAAGAUUUCAGCGCAGCUAACAGCAAUUGACUACGUCCACACAAACAGCAACCGCAUCUCUAGUUCGGUUCGGAAGGUACUCCGCUAUCCUGCAGACAAUCUCCGAGUUGCCUUGACGCGCUCUUGCGAACAGCUCGGUAAGCGUCAAGAGGAGACUCUGAAGGUGCGGGGCGAAAGCGAAGUAGCGCUCAAGUAUUUCGGGAACUUGGUCCGCGAGAGUGCUCACCAGCGCAGCUUAGUCGAAGAGAUAGAUCUCGACGCACACCCCUCCGCCGGCAUAAACAUUGCUUGAGGCAAGACAAAUCUAUCUGCGUACGGUACGG
This is a messenger RNA of Daldinia caldariorum, 3055 nucleotides long. RefSeq lists its product as uncharacterized. Lineage: Eukaryota; Fungi; Ascomycota; Sordariomycetes; Xylariales; Hypoxylaceae. The record is from RefSeq and is a predicted model, not a curated record. Bases 295 to 3024 code for a protein of 909 amino acids. Gene Ontology annotation, molecular function: GTPase activity; GTP binding. Gene Ontology annotation, cellular component: mitochondrial outer membrane. The transcript is spliced from 2 exons. Gene Ontology annotation, biological process: mitochondrial fusion.